AUGGCCUCACCCCAUGCAAAGCCAGACCUGUUGGAGCUCGGCAACCGGCUGCUGGCUGAUGGCCCGCACAAGACAAUGGCGGCAUCACGACGGGUCCGGAUCCUGUUCAACGGCAUCUACGUCGCCGACACCACGGAUGCCCUCUUUGUCUGGGAGCAUCCAUACUACCCCUUUUACUACGUACCACUGGCUUCGUUUGCCCGCAGCGUUCUUCAUGACUCCCACGACGACGGCCCGUUGAGCCUCAUGGGACUGCACGUGCGCGGCCGCACUACGGACCGGGUCCUGGGCUUCAGCGCGAAUCUGGCGGCGCACGGCGGCAAGGGCAGCAGUAGUGUGAGCCCGGCGGCCCGGCCGCUGGCGGGCUAUGUGCGCGUCGAGUUUGGCGCCGCCGACGCCUGGUUCGAGGAGGACACGCGCAUCUACGUGCACCCUAAAGACCCAUUCAAGCGCAUCGAGAUCCUGUACUCGACGCGGCCCGUGGCCGUGUCCGUGGGCGGCGUCAAGGUGGCCGAGGCGGCGUCGUCCUGGCACCUCCACGAGACGGGCCUGCCCGUGCGCUACUACCUGCCGCCCACGGCCGUCCUGGACCCGGCGACCCUCCGGGACAGCAAGACGGAGACGCAGUGUCCGUACAAGGGCGUCGCUUCGUACUACGACAUUGUCCUCGGGGCUGCAAAGGCUGGAGAUGGUGAGGACAAGACGUUCAAGGACCUUGUGUGGUACUAUCGCAACCCGACGCACGAGAGUGCGCUUAUUGCUGGAUACAUUUGUUUUUACAACGAAAAGGUCGAUAUUGAGCUUGAUGGUGUCAAGCUGGAGAGACCAAAGACAGUGUUCUCCUGA
Pestalotiopsis fici W106-1 is the source of this 846-nucleotide messenger RNA. RefSeq lists its product as uncharacterized. The record is from RefSeq and is a predicted model, not a curated record. The transcript has a single exon. Lineage: Eukaryota; Fungi; Ascomycota; Sordariomycetes; Amphisphaeriales; Sporocadaceae. The coding region runs from base 1 to 846 and encodes 281 amino acids.